GCCUUAACUCCAGCCUUACUCCUUUUGAAUGGAUGAUUUUGGCAACCAUCAUAGCUAACUGUAUCGUCCUGGCUCUGGAACAGCAUUUACCUGAGAAUGACAAAACUCCUCUUUCUGAGAGACUGGAUGAUACAGAGCCCUACUUCAUAGCCAUCUUCUGUUUUGAGUCAGGUAUAAAGAUUCUGGCUCUGGGCUUUGCCCUCCAUAAGGGCUCCUACCUGAGGAAUGGAUGGAACGCUAUGGACUUUGUAGUAGUGCUCACUGGUAUCUUGUCGGCGGUUGGCUCCGAAUUUGACCUGCGGACACUGAGAGCAGUCAGGGUUCUGCGACCACUUAAGUUGGUGUCAGGGAUUCCCAGCCUGCAGGUGGUACUCAAGUCCAUCAUGAAGGCUAUGAUCCCCCUGCUGCAGAUCGGACUGCUUCUCUUUGUGGCCAUUCUGAUGUUCGCCAUCAUCGGCCUUGAGUUCUACAUGGGAAAGUUCCACACCACCUGUUUCGACAUCGCCACUGAUGAGAUUUAUGAUGAGUUGCCAUGCGGUACAGAGUUACCGUCCAGAUUGUGUCCUAAUGGGACCACGUGUAAAGGCUAUUGGCUGGGGCCCAACUAUGGGAUCACCCAAUUCGACAACAUUCUCUUUGCUGUCCUCACUGUAUUCCAAUGUAUCACCAUGGAGGGUUGGACCGAUAUGUUAUACUAUAGUAAUAAUGUAGAGGGAAGUGCCUGGAACUGGAUGUACUACAUCCCCCUCAUCAUCAUCGGGUCCUUCUUCAUGUUAAAUCUGGUGCUGGGCGUCCUCUCAGGAGAGUUUGCCAAAGAGAGAGAGCGAGUAGAGAACCGUGCAGAGUUCCUCAAAUUGAGACGCCAGCAGCAAAUAGAGAGAGAGCUAAACGGAUAUCUAGAAUGGAUCUGUAAAGCAGAGGAGGUCCUUCUGAAUGAGGAUGGUACCAUUUUUACCGGUACCGUCAAGACCAAGAACAAGAAAGAGCUGCUGAAUCCAGAAGAGGGGGAAGAUGGUGGAGCUAAUGGAGACCCGUUUGGCCGAGGUGGUCUACAGGAUGGGUCCAACUACAAUAGGAACGAGCGGCGGAUCCGGUUCUUCAUCCGUAAGAUGGUGAAGACUCAGGCCUUCUACUGGACCGUCCUGAGUCUGGUGGGCCUCAACACCAUGUGUGUGGCGGUGGUACACUAUGAACAACCUGAGAUCCUCUCCGACUUUCUCUUCUAUGCAGAGUUUAUAUUCCUGGGUCUGUUCAUGUCAGAGAUGUGUAUUAAGAUGUAUGGCUUGGGGACUAGGCCCUACUUCAACUCCUCCUUCAACUGCUUUGACUGUGUUGUGAUCGUGGGCAGUAUAUUUGAGGUGAUAUACGCGGUCAUUAAGCCAGGGACAUCGUUUGGCAUCAGUGUGUUAAGAGCCCUCCGACUGCUCAGGAUCUUCAAAGUCACCAAGUACUGGGCCCCUCUACGUAACUUGGUGGUAUCAUUACUCAACUCUAUGAAGUCCAUCAUCAGUUUGCUCUUCCUCCUCUUCCUCUUCAUUGUCGUCUUUGCCCUUUUGGGCAUGCAGCUCUUCGGUGGACAGUUCAACUUUGAAGGUGGCACGCCGGCCACCAACUUUGACACCUUUCCUGCAGCUAUAAUGACAGUAUUUCAGAUCCUGACGGGUGAAGACUGGAACAUGGUGAUGUAUGAUGGGAUCAAGUCUCAGGGAGGAGUAAACAGCGGAAUGGCCUACUCCGUCUUCUUCAUAGUGCUCACACUCUUCGGCAACUACACCCUGCUGAAUGUGUUCUUAGCUAUCGCCGUGGACAAUCUGGCCAAUGCUCAGGAGUUGACCAAGGAUGAGGAGGAGCAAGAAGAGGCAGCUAAUGCCAAGACAACCCUGCAGAAGGCCAAGGAGGUGGCUGAAGUUAGUCCUCUGUCUGCCGCUAACCUCUCCAUCGCUGCAGUGACAGUAACAAAAACUGAGCGUAUCGAUGCCACAGAGAAUGUGCUUGACUGUAAGGAGCAGCAGAAGAAUAAUAAGGCUGGUGGUAAAUCCGUGUGGGAACAGAGGACCAGUGAGAUAAGGAGACAGAACCUGAUGACCAGCAGAGAGGCCCUGUACAACGAGAUGGACACGGAGGACUGGAAGGUCAGGGGAGAGGGGGAGGGAGAGGUGUCGUACCCCCAUCGUGCGGGGGACAUGAAGACCCACCUGGACCGUCCGCUGGUGGUCAACCCCCAGGACAACCGCAACAACAAUACCAACAAGACCCGGCCCGGAGAGCCCCCUCUAGACCCGCAGGACACCCUGGGCCAGCAGAGGGCUGAAGAAUACAUCAGACGCCAGGCCUGCUACCAUCAGAGAUACAGGGGGGGUGAACCAAGGGGAGGUAGUGGCCCAGAGAGAGAGGCCCGUCUGGGGCACGGGGGGAGCAGAUUGUCCCUGCAGACGCUGGAGGGUAUUGAAGAAAGAAGGGAACAUGGAAGGAGAUGUAGGCAUAAAGAAGGGAAGGAGGGGAGGAGUGUGUCACCGCAUUAUAGCGAGGGAGGAGUGGGGGAUGAGAAGAGGAGGCACAAAGGGGUAGUGGUAGGGGAGGGGGGUGAGGUAGAGGGGGAGGGGAGGAGGCCGAGGCGUCAUCGGCAUGGAGAGAGGAGCCGACAGCAUCGAGUUAGAAAAGACCACCACUGCAGUGGCCCCAACCUCUCCACCGCUCGGCCCAUUCUCAGACAGGACAGUCAGUACAGGGAAGACCUAGACAACCUCCUCAACAACAGCAAACUACACGACCACACCCUCCACCCGCUGCCCCCAGACCACCCUGACCUUGUGAAUAACCUCCUGAACCGCAGUGUGACAGCAGACACACACCACCAUAGUAUGGACAGUCUAAUUCUGACCAGUAUGGCCAAGCCGGCUCAUACGGUCGUGGAUAUGAUGCCUCCUGUCUAUCCAUAUCCCUCCACCAAUGCCAUCCUGCAAGUGAACAAGAAUGCUAACACAGACCAGAAAAAGAAGGAUGAGGAGAAGAAGGAGGAAGAGGAGGAUGAAGGGGGCGAUGAAGAUGGUCCCAAACCAAUGCCCCCGUUCAGCUCCUGUUUCAUACUGUCCACCACCAACCCGUUCCGUAGGUGCUGCCACUACAUCCUGACCAGGAAGUACUUUGAGUUCAGUAUCCUGUCUGUGAUCGCAAUGAGCAGCAUCGCCCUGGCUGCAGAGGACCCUGUCUGGCCUGAGUCACCAAGCAACCAAGUGCUGAAAUACUUUGACUAUGUCUUCACGGGUGUCUUCACGUUUGAGAUGUUGAUCAAGAUGGUGGUGCUAGGCCUGUUCUUACAUCAGGGUUCAUACUUCAGGGACCUGUGGAACAUCCUGGACUUUAUAGUGGUUAGUGGUGCUCUGGUGGCCUUCGCCUUCACGAGCUUCGCAAAGGGGAGUGGCAAAGGGAAAGAUAUCAGCACUAUCAAGUCUCUGAGAGUACUGAGGGUACUACGACCUCUCAAGACCAUCAAACGACUCCCCAAGCUAAAGGCUGUGUUUGACUGUGUGGUGAACUCUCUGAAGAACGUCCUGAACAUCCUCAUCGUCUACAUGCUCUUCAUGUUUAUAUUUGCUGUGGUGGCUGUGCAGCUGUUCAAAGGCAGAUUCUUCUACUGCACUGACGAGUCCAAGGAGUUUGAGCGCGAUUGCAGGGGAGAGUUUUUGGUGUACGAACGGAAUGAAGUAAAAGCUGAGAAGCGGGAGUGGAAGAAGUACGAUUUCCACUACGACAACGUGCCUUGGGCCCUGCUCACCCUCUUCACUGUGUCCACUGGAGAGGGCUGGCCGCAGGUGUUAAAGCAUUCGGUAGAUGCGACCUAUGAGAAUCAGGGUCCCAGUCCGGGCUACCGGAUGGAGAUGUCCAUCUUUUACGUGGUGUACUUCGUUGUCUUCCCCUUCUUCUUCGUCAAUAUCUUUGUUGCUCUCAUCAUCAUCACCUUCCAAGAACAGGGGGAUAAGAUGAUGGAGGACUACAGUCUGGAAAAGAAUGAGAGAGGAUGUAUAGACUUUGCCAUAAACGCCAAGCCCCUGACCCGCCACAUGCCCAAGAACAAGCAGAGCUUCCAGUUCCGGAUGUGGUCGUUUGUGGUGUCCCCACCGUUCGAGUACAGCAUCAUGGGUCUGAUCGCACUCAAUACUAUAGUCCUCAUGAUGAAGUAUAAUGGGGCGUCUGACACCUAUGAUAAAGUCCUGAAGAACAUCAACAUCGUCUUCACUACCCUCUUCUUCAUGGAGUGUAUUCUCAAGAUCAUCGCCUUCGGGGUUUUGAAUUAUUUUAAAGACGCUUGGAACAUUUUUGAUUUUGUCUCCGUGCUCGGAAGCUUCACUGAUAUCCUGGUGACAGAAUUUUGGGAGAAUAACUUCAUCAACCUGAGUUUCCUUCGACUGUUCCGAGCGGCUCGUCUCGUCAAGCUACUGAGACAAGGAGAGACUAUACGCAUCCUGCUCUGGACUUUCGUCCAGUCAUUUAAGGCGCUGCCCUAUGUGUGCCUCCUCAUUGGCAUGCUGUUCUUUAUCUACGCCAUCAUUGGGAUGCAGUUGUUUGGUAAUCUGGCACUGGGCGAGGACGAAGGCAGUGCCAUCAACGAAAACAACAACUUCAGGACUUUCAUCAUGGCACUCAUGUUACUAUUCAGGAGUGCGACAGGUGAGGCGUGGCAUGACAUCAUGCUGUCGUGUCUGGGGGGUAAGAAGUGUGACCCAGACUCAGGGAACACAGAACCAGAGUGUGGCAGCACCUUCGCAUACACAUACUUCGUCUCCUUCAUCUUCUUCUGUUCUUUCCUGAUGCUGAAUCUGUUUGUGGCUGUCAUCAUGGAUAACUUUGAGUACCUGACCAGAGACUCAUCUAUACUGGGUCCUCAUCACCUGGACGAGUACGUCAGGAUAUGGGCCGAGUAUGACCCCGCUGCCUGCGGGCGCAUACAUUAUAAGGAUAUGUACAGUUUAUUGAGAGUAAUCUCCCCUCCUCUGGGCUUGGGCAAGAAAUGCCCUCAUAGGGUGGCCUGCAAGAGGCUGCUGCGCAUGGACUUGCCGGUUGCCGAGGACAACUCAGUGCAUUUCAACUCCACCCUCAUGGCUCUGAUUCGGACAGCGCUCGAUAUCAAGAUUGCCAAGGGAGGAGCUGACAAACAUCAGAUGGACGCUGAGCUAAGGAAAGAAAUGAUGGCCAUUUGGCCCAACCUCUCUCAGAAGAACCUAGACCUGCUGGUCACACCACACAAGUCAGCCACAGACCUGACGGUGGGGAAGAUCUACGCUGCCAUGAUGAUCAUGGAGUAUUACAGACAGAGCAAGGCCAAGAAGCUCCAGGCCCUACGCGAGGAGCAGAACCGAACACCGUUAAUGUUUCAGCGCAUGGAGCCGCCCUCCCCCGGGGGAGGAGAAGGGGGAGGAGGGGGAGGCCCCGACGGGACGGGAGGAGGGAUGCCAGGGGUCAACGGCCUCCCCGCCACCCAGCAUGACCCCAACAGCAUACCUCCAGAGGGUGGGAUGACAGAGAGCCAGUCGUGGGUGACAGCUAAAGCUCAGGAGAUGUUUAACAAGACGGGCAACUGGAGCCCAGAGAGACCCUACCCCGACCAUCUCCAUGACAACAGACACAACCCCCAGACGCUAGAGAUGAGAAAGAUGGGGCGGGACGGGUACUCGGAAACUGAGCCCUGUCACCCAAUGCGAAUGGACAGGCAUGGUCGGACCAUCUCCAUGCCCCGCCUCUCAGACGACAACCAAAGUGUACACGAUGCUGCGCGGAGACGACACAGGCCUCGUGGACAUAACCACCUCAGUACCAUAACAGACACCAGCCCCAUGCGUCGGUCCACUUCCUCUCUGGUCCACGGGCGUUCUGGCAGGGAGAGGGGGGUGAGGCUGGAUGACUACAGCCUGGAGAGGGUAGAAGGAGAGGGGAGGCACGGUGGGGGAGCAGGAGGGGGACAACGCAGGGACAGGAGGGACAGGAGCCACCGCACCUCUCAGAGGUCCCUUACCAGAUACACAGACGCAGACACAGGGUUGGGCACAGACCUGAGCACUACCACCCAGUCUGGAGAACUCCCCCCCAAAGAGCGUGAACGCGAACGCGGUCGAGCCAAAGACCGCAGGCACCACCAUCAUCACCACCACCACGGUGGCUCCAUGGAGAAGGAGGGGCGCUUCGGGCCAGACAGACACGGGCCAGAGUUCACCCACAGACACCCCCACGACCGGGGGGACAGACACUGGUCCCGCUCUCCUAGUGAGGGGCCCGACGGACGGGGCCACAGACAGGGCAGUAGCUCGGUGAGCGGCAGCCCCGUCCCCUCCACGUCCGGUACCUCCACCCCCCGCCGCGGGCGCCGCCAGCUGCCCCAGACCCCCGCUGUGCCACGCCCCCACGUCACCUACUCCCCAGCCAUACGACACCCCAAGCCCACCUACGGAGCAGGUCCCCCUGGACGACUCCGCUCCCCCUCCCCCCGACACUUCUCCCCCCCAGAGCACGACGGAGGGGGGUAUCACCGCCCGCCAUCGCGUCACGUUUCCCCGCUUGAGCACGGAGGGUCGAGGCACGGGUCUCCGAGAUCGGCCCGACACCAGUCGGGGUCUCGUUCACCUCCGCCCCACCAUGGGUCACCCCGGUCCCCCCGCCACGGGCGUUGGAGCGGUCCCCCUCCCGGGGAUAGUCUGGAGAGCGAGGUUGGCCCAUUCUAUGAGCGUGACUGCGAGUACGAGCGCCAGCAUGAGCCGCCCGCCUACGAGCAGAGCCUCAGCAACCCACAUCCCCACGGCAACCCCCACCCGCACGGCAACCCACAUCCGCACGGCAACCCGCACCCACGCUCCCCCAGGACUGCCCGGCACGGGGGCGGCGUGGGCCCACCACCUCCACUUGCUCCCACUCACCCCCGACGAGUCCCAAAUGGUUACCGCUCGUCUUCGCCCUCCCCGCACCGGCGAGGGCCCCCACAUCAACACCCCAAUCCAGGGGGACCACCCCACCGGUCCCCCCCUCAUCACCGGGUCCCCCAUGGAGGCCCCAGAGGCCCCCGGAAGGGACUGCACGAACCCUACAGCGAGACGGACGAGGACGACUGGUGCUAGCACAGCGAAGGAACAGAAGAACGAGGGAGGAGAGGAAGAGAGGAAAAGGAGGGAGGAGAGGAGUCUCUCCGUCUCCCCCAUCCUCUGUUCUUCGUUAUGCAGACUUGAAUGAAGGGUAAAGGGAUGCAGAAGGGGGUGAGGAAAGGAAAGGAGGAGAGGAGAAUUUGGGAGAAGUCUCUCCAUCUCUCUACCUCCACCCCUGAGACUCAGACUUGGAUGGAAUGAUGAGGGAUGGAGGGAUGGUUAGAGGAGAAGAGGCACACUGUGUGGGUGUGUGAGACUCUAAACUCAGAGCAGACAUGACAGAGAGAGACAGCUAUAAGGCAGAACUACGCACCUCUCCUCUUCUCCUCUGUCUCAACUACCAUACCCAGAGUUCUCAGCGUGCCCAGGGGGGAGUAGACCGAGGGAUGGUGGAGAGGUGCUGACGGAGGUGUGGAGAGGGAAGAAAGAACAAAAGAAUGAAAGGAAGGGAGGAGCAUGUAUAUUAAGUUACAAGUGGCCAAUGAAUGGUAAAUAAAAGCCCCUCUCCCAGACUGUUUAGGGGAUAGGUGGGUUAGUUAAGUUAAGCUAAACCUGGGUGCUCUUGCUGUUCUGUCAUUCUAUUCUACUAGCCUGAUAAGUGUUAGGAGCUAACAGCUAAACGCUAGCUAGCUAACACUGCUCUUGGUCUAACCUAGACGGACAUGUUUAAAAAAACAACAACGAAAACCCAUGCCAGGACCCCCUAUCCUUAUACACGCCAAGCUAUGCCUCCAGAAAAAUCUAACUUGAAGACUAAAGAACAGAAAACAAAAACAAACUUUGAAAAAAAAGAGGAGAAAAAAAGGGAGAACAACCACUUUAACUUAAACUUUCCUGAAAGGGACCGGACUAGAACCAGGAAGCUCCGCCUCUACUGCAAAAACCAGCCAAUGACAGAGCUGGCUGAUAUUUGAUGAGUUUUAUCAUCUCCUGUUUACUGUUACAGACUCACGAAAUGCUGACGACGGACCUGGUGUGACCUCACUUCCGGUGGGUGGGGCCUAGUGUGACAUCACUUCCUGUUCCGGUGGAUGGGGCCACAGGGUAGGGGCUGGGGGCAGAGUUAUGGACCCUUAGGGGGCGUAGUUUGUUUGCCCCCACUAUCUUCUCUCCCCCUUCCUCUCUCCUCCAUCCUGCCGAAGGACAGGGAAGGAAAAUGAUGUGAGGAUGAGCAGAAAGAAAGAAGGACAGGGAAGGAAAAUGAUGUGAGGAUGAGCAGAAAGAAAGAAGGGAAGGGAAGGAAAAUGAUGUGAGGAUGAGCAGAAAGAAAGAAGGACAGGGAAGGAAAAGACCAUUUCUUCAGUAUUUCUUCUAUCGAUUACUUCUUCUUCUUCUAGUUCUUCUUCUUGGACAUUGGAGCUUGGUUCUUCUGUUGCGUUCGCUCAAGCCUCUGUUAAUCCGUUAUGAUGCAUGAAAAAAAUACCUAGAGAGAAAAUCUACUGUUGGGGAUAUGGGGGCAUAUUGGGUUUAUAGAACACUUACAUUUUAGGUUUUGAUUGAAGAAGUUCUCUUUUUCUGACUCUCUCUCUCUCUCUCUCUCUCUCUGACUCUGUCUGUCAUCAUGCGUUUGUUUAUUGAGUAAAUAUUUGUUCUAUAUCACCCUAAGGAUCCGAUGGACAACCUUUUUUCAGUUUGAUUUCUGCCCAAUAGGGUUUUAAAGCUACCAUUUUCUUAUCUUGAAAGUACUCCUAAGUUCCUGAGAUACUCCUAAAUUUUACUAAGAUUCUCCUGUUGUACUAAGAUAUUCCUAAAUUGUUUUGAGGAAUAAGUAAGAAUUGAGAGAGCUAUGGGGAGAGAGAACUUCAACCUCUUUAAAUAAUUGAUUUGUAUUGUUAAUAAUGAUGAUAGUCCUAUAAAUACUGAUAUCAAUGUCAAUGCAAAACGAUGAAUGAUGAUAGCUGUUUGCCGUAGAUCUGUUGUCAUGUUUUUUGGAGUUUCAAUCUGCUGUGUCAUCUAGUUUUCAUCGUUUAUUUUCCUUUGGUUCUGUUCAAACUGUUUCCAAACUGUUCCCAAACUGUUUCCAAACUGUUCCAAAACGCCUUUAACUGGGUCCGAUACAUGCAACACGCAUAAACUUUUCAGGGAGGGGUUAGAUGUCGGAUUGUGAUUGUGAGCAACACAGAUGGAACUGUGUGGCGUUGUGUAACGCAGCUCUUUACCUCUGAUAGGUCCCCCCUCAGUGGUAGACAGAGAACCGGGGACACGUUCAGUAGCCAAAUGUUGUCAAACGUUGCAGAUAGAAAUGUCAUUAACAGAGCCGACGUGGUUCUUCAUUCUACGUGUAAGAGAUGCAUGUUUGUUCUAAAUAGCAUUUUUCUAUCCAAGCGUUCCAAAAACAUUGUGUCCUGCUGAGUGCGCCCCAGUCAUAGCCAAAUGAACCGGCCAACCAACCAACCGUCAGACCUCCACACAGUAUCUGAUUUACAGCUAGCUGUGGACCAUAGAGUUAGAAAGAGGACUUAUACUGGGUUAUAUCCACCUAGAGCCUUCUUUCUACCUCUAUGUUGUGAACGAGCUCCACCUCACAUCCCCAUGAGCUCUCCACUCGCUGUCAAGUCUCUCUGUCUUUCUGAUUUUCCAUGACAUGUUUAGCAUUGAGCUGCUUGCUUUACCAAGCCAGAGGAGAACAUUCUAGAAACAUUUUAGAAUCUCUAAGACAUUCUAGAAACUCUAGUCUAGACUCUAGAAACUCUAGUACAUUCUAGAGCAU
Molecule: messenger RNA, 9837 nt
Organism: Oncorhynchus mykiss (rainbow trout)
Lineage: Eukaryota; Metazoa; Chordata; Actinopteri; Salmoniformes; Salmonidae
Source: RefSeq, a predicted model, not a curated record